AAGGUCUAUUAAUCUUCCAAUCUUCGUCGUUCAAUAAAAGUCCUCUCUCUUUCGUCUUGGUUUUCAAAUCUCAGGCAGCCACCAUGGUUCUCUCCAAGACUGCUUCUGAAGCUGAUCUGUCUCUCCACUCCACUUUCGCCUCCCGAUAUGUUCGAACUUCACUUCCGAGAUUCAAGAUGCCGGAGAACUCGAUCCCGAAAGAAGCUGCGUACCAGAUCAUAAACGACGAGCUGAUGUUGGACGGAAAUCCGAGGUUGAACCUGGCGUCAUUUGUGACGACAUGGAUGGAACCGGAGUGCGAUAAGCUCAUGAUGGCCUCUAUUAACAAGAACUACGUUGACAUGGAUGAGUAUCCUGUCACCACCGAGUUACAGGUAAGUCUUCUUUCAAAUUUACAAAUACACAAUUCAGUUCAGAUUUACAUAUAAUUUAGCUGCAUUUUC
Carica papaya (papaya) is the source of this 443-nucleotide messenger RNA. NCBI's taxonomy places the organism in Eukaryota, Viridiplantae, Streptophyta, Magnoliopsida, Brassicales, Caricaceae. The record is from RefSeq and is a predicted model, not a curated record.